GGCCGAUACUGGGCGGGCUUCAGGACUAAGAAUUUAAGGCCCGACACUGGCACAAGUUUCUACGGGAACCGGGUCGGACUACCCAGUCGGGCUUUACUCCAGGCCCAGGUCAAGGCAGGCUAAGAGCCAAUCCAACAACCUGAAACCCAUUUUUUUUAAUUAAUGACCAUUAGGCCUGAAUCGUUUCCGGCCCGGCCAGUCACCUAAAAUUGGAGCCUGAUGCCCGCUGCUUCUUCAUCUGGGAUUCCGGGUUGGUUCCUGGUCAAUUGGGUAAGGAGAAAGGAGGAUUUGGCAAAGCUGAUUUGGGGUUGUUGGGCUAUUUGGGGCGAGAGGAACUGCCGGGUUUGGCAGCAGGCUUCUUCUCCGGUGUGUCAGUUUAUGCUCAAGGCGGAGGCGUUCGUGACGGGAUGGGCCCAAGCGCAGACAGCUCGCAGGGAAGGAAGGUUAGCAGGGCAGAGGAUGACAGCUUCUUGGUGUUGCCCAGCUGCGGGGAUGGUGAAACUGAAUGUUGAUGCUGCAGUUCGUACUGGUUACUGUGGGCUGGGAUGGUGCCUUAGGGACGAGGAAGGGAAGUUCGUGGCUGGAGCAGCUCGCAAGUGGCAGGGGAAUUUAUCUGUACUGGAAGCCGAGUUGAUUGGAAUUAGAGAAGCAUUGAGCUGGCUACUCGAUUUUGAGUGGAGGGCAAUUGAAGUCGAGUCUGAUGCUUCCCGCGCCAUUUCAGAAAUUUUGAAAGGCUCGAGUAUUUCUUCCUAUGGGUUGGUGGCAGCUGAUAUUAGAGAUAUUGCAAACAACUUCGCUAGCAUCUCAUUUUCUCAUGUUAGACGGUCAGCGAACAAGGCGGCUCAUGUUAUGGCUAAAGCGGCCUGUUCUUUGUCUGACCUUCAGUCUUGGUUUACUCAUCCUCCGUUUUUAUCUCACAUGUAAUUGACAAUGACUUGAUUAAU
This is a messenger RNA of Cuscuta epithymum, 944 nucleotides long. The record is from the annotation of a GenBank genome assembly. NCBI's taxonomy places the organism in Eukaryota, Viridiplantae, Streptophyta, Magnoliopsida, Solanales, Convolvulaceae.